Messenger RNA from Cavia porcellus (domestic guinea pig), 1780 nucleotides. RefSeq names its product syntaxin 11 (gene Stx11). Gene Ontology annotation, cellular component: plasma membrane; SNARE complex; endomembrane system. The record is from RefSeq and is a predicted model, not a curated record. The transcript has 2 exons. The coding region runs from base 204 to 1145 and encodes 313 amino acids. Gene Ontology annotation, molecular function: SNAP receptor activity; SNARE binding. Gene Ontology annotation, biological process: exocytosis; intracellular protein transport; synaptic vesicle fusion to presynaptic active zone membrane. NCBI's taxonomy places the organism in Eukaryota, Metazoa, Chordata, Mammalia, Rodentia, Caviidae.
GGCCAUCUGUUUUCAUUAAUACCACUUUUGAUCGUUCCUCUUCUGAAGCACUUUUAUUUUUGUGGUGUCAGACUGUACUUUUCAGUGUUUUAGGGUCAUGAAAGGAUGCGCUACAGGUUGUGGACUUACAGAAAUUACAAACCACCAGCAGAGAAGAAAUCGGUCCGUCUGAGGAGUGUGUGAAAGGGAAAAGUGAGCGGAAUAUGGAGGUACAGCAAGAAAAUGAAAUGGACGAAGAGGAGGAAGAAGAAAAGAAGACCAGGUCUCAACCCCAAACCAACAUGAAGGACCGGCUUGCGGAACUCCUGGAGUUGUCCAGGAGCUAUGACCAGCAGUUCCCAGACGAGGACGAUGACUUCGACUCGCCUCACGAGGACAUCGUGUUCGAGACGGACCACCUCCUGGAGUCCCUGUACCGAGACAUCCAGGACAUCCAGGGCGACAACCAGCUGCUGGCGGCCGACGUGCGGCGGCUGGGCAAGCAGAACGCCCGCUUCCUCACGUCCAUGCGGCGCCUCAGCAGCAUCAAGCGCGACACCAACUCCAUCGCCAAGGCCAUCAAGGCGCGCGGCGAGGGCAUCCACCGCAAGCUGCAGGCCAUGAAGGAGCUGAGCGAGGCGGCCGAGGCCCAGCACGGCGCGCACUCGGCGGUGGCGCGCAUCUCGCGCGCGCAGUACAACGCGCUCACGCGCGCCUUCCAGCGGGCCAUGCACGAGUACAACCAGGCCGAGAUGAAGCAGCGCGACAACUGCAAGAUCCGCAUCCAGCGCCAGCUGGAGGUCAUGGGCAAGGACGUGUCGAGCGAGCAGAUCGAGGACAUGUUCGAGCAGGGCAAGUGGGACGUGUUCUCCGAGAACCUGCUGGCCGACGUGAAGGGCGCGCGCGCGGCGCUCAGCGAGAUCGAGAGCCGGCACCGCGAGCUGCUGCGCCUGGAGAGCCGCAUCCGCGACGUGCACGAGCUCUUCCUGCAGAUGGCGGUGCUGGUGGAGCAGCAGGCCGACACGCUGAACGUCAUCGAGGUCAACGUGCAGAAGACGCUGGACUACACCGGCGAGGCCAAGGCGCAGGUGCGCAAGGCCGUGCAGUACAAGAGGAGGAACCCGUGCCGGACCCUCUGCUGCUUCUGCUGCCCCUGCCUCAACUAGCAGCCGCCGCGUCCGUCCGUCCGUCUGUCCGCGUCCUGCAAGCUCCUUGGCUUUGCGCGAGUUACGGUAAAACUGACCUUGGGAAAGACGGGCUCUUUAAUUUCUGAUUCGUCACUUGAUGUGCGUCAUGUGAUUCCUGCCUAGAGACAGACUUUUUUUCGCAUCUGCUCUACUUAUUAAAAUCACCUCGAACACUUAAUAUUCUUAUCUCAUUGACUUUUAUUAUCUCCCACUAAAAUAUACUUGGGGGUUAUUUUUCCUAAAUAUUUUUAAGUACUUAAUAUUGAGAGCGCACUCAAGUUGAGGGAUCAGUCACAUUUUAUGUAUUUUUCACAUGAGUUAUUUAAAAUUUAUCGUUUUACUCGAUUUCAUAUGCACGUAUAUAUGUGUAAAUACUAACAGAUACUAACAUGUAUACAUAAUGAUCAGUUCGUUUUACUUUUGUAAAUGUGCUAUAGAAAUAUCAAGAAAAACACUUCUCCUGUCUUUUGGUUUGUCUGUUUUGUAUUUUGCUUGUCCCUUGUCCAGUUUGGCUCAAAACUUUUAUCAUCUGGCAUUGAUAUGCAGGGAAGACAGGUGUCAGAGGUUGAAAAUAUAGAGAGAAUUAAGAGAUGAUAAAGUUAUGUUCUUGGAAA